Molecule: messenger RNA, 2002 nt
Organism: Eupeodes corollae
Lineage: Eukaryota; Metazoa; Arthropoda; Insecta; Diptera; Syrphidae
Exons: 1
Coding region: 147-1928 (593 amino acids)
Source: RefSeq, a predicted model, not a curated record
AAGGUUAAUAAUUUUCUAUACGCUUCAUACCUCCCAGGAGCAGUUAGUUUGAAAACUAUAAGUUGUCACACAAUCCUGCCACUGAUUACAGUUGCAACCUACUUCCUGACCCGAAUACAAAAAACAAAAAAAGGAAAUCAACAAGAAUGCAACGUGUCCUUCAUAAAUUGUUGCUUUGUCUGACUUUUGUAUUUUUAACAUGGUAUGUCGUUGGAGGAGUAAAUUUCUCACGGAUAAUUGAAUUAUCCGACGAAAUACGACAGAGGCAAGAAAUUCGCUCGAUGGUUGUUUUCUCGCAGAAAAGUUUCGUGGCAAGAUUGACAGAAUACGAGGAGCUAUUGCAAAGUCAAAGCAAAAUUGUUCCUUUGGUCCUAAUUGGCGAAGAUUUAACUCAAAGGCGAGUCUUGGGGAAUAUCCUAGGCCUAUGGUCGACUGUGCUUGUUUUUAUGGAUAAUGUUAAUAACCAGAAAAUGUUCUCGAUUAUCAAUAAUACUCUUCGCCAAAUCCACUCAUCGAAGAUGCUGUUCGUCUUAGAGGAGGCUCCACAGGACUCCGAUACGCUUGUAAGGUUUUUCCGAAAAUGUGCUCGUUUGGGCAUGGUAAAUGUAGUUGCAAUGUUUGACGAUGAAGUUUUGACGUAUGAACCAUUUCCCAAAGUCAGUCUAGAGAACAUAACUUCAACAUCAGUCGCAGAGUAUUAUCCGGACCGUAGUUAUGAUCUCAAGGGUUACGUUUUUUACACGCCUAUUCAGCAAGAUGGGUCGAGAGUUUUCAUCUACAGGGACAAAUAUGGCAGAGAAAAGAUAACCGGAAUCAACACGGAGAUUUUCAGGUCCUUCGUUCAGCGACACAAUGCGAGUUUUGAAAGGCUUAUGGAUGGAACCAAUCAUAGUGGUUUCGACAUAAUCGGAGGCUUGACUCUUCUGACACAGGGUAAAGUCGAUAUUCUGAUGCACUCCUAUUCGUCCUUUGCUCCGCACUUAUUCGCCUUCAGCUAUCCGAUUGCUCAGGUGAGAUGGCAGUUGGUAUCUCCAUUUGUGGGAGAGAUUCCUUCCUUCCGGUAUUUGAUCCUGCCGUUUGACAGUGGGGUUUGGCUACUGCUUGGAGUCAGCUUUGUUUAUAUUUCUCUAGCCAGUUGGCUCACUCGCAUAUACUGUCAGCAUUUGAGAGAAUACGGUCCUGCGUUUUCGCGUAGCUUAACUCAAUUGCUGUACCUAUCUUCAACGAAUCUGUCAUGCAACCUAAGAACGUUGAUUUUCGAAAUGCAGAUUUUCUGCUACGGCCUGAUUUUGACAAACAUCUAUGUGGCUUUUUUGUCAGCAUUUCUGACCACAACAGUUCAAGACAAACAGAUCGACACCCUUGAGGAAUUACUUCAAAGUGGCUUCAAAAUCAUAUCAACACAUUUCGAAGUUGUGGCAAUAAUGCACACUAGCGGCUUCGAUCAACGUUAUAACAACCUUUUCGAAGUCGAAAACAUCGAUGUUAUCAAUGAGUAUCGAAAGAGUCUAAACAAAACGUAUGCCUUUGUCUUUGCCGAGGAUCGGGCUAUUUUCUUUUUAGGACAACAGAAGUACUUGGAAAAGAAACGAGUUUAUGUGUCGAAAAAUACUAUGGGGACGUAUUUUUUGACAUUUAUCAUGCAACAAGAUUCACCAUUUCGAAGUAAUUUUGAUGGAAUUCUGCUGCAGCUUUACGAAACGGGAUUGUAUAAGAAAUGGGAGGUGGAUGUUUUCAAUCAGGCUGUGGCUGCUAAGUAUUUGCAGAUUUUUCGCACGGAAAGUGAUGAUAUAUUUCGACCUUUGACAAUUGGUCAUUUGGGUAUUUGUUGGAUAACAUUGGCGAUUGGAUUUGGUCUGUCGUUGGGAGUUUUUCUAAUGGAAAUUGUAAGAUUUAAAAUGGCAAGGAGGAAAUUCGACAAAAAAUAAGGAAAUAUCAUACGUUGUUAAAAUUAGUGUUGUUCUAGCCUUUUUAGAAUUAAAUUUCACUUUUAAUGUUGUUG